UACCCAGUCAGACAAAAAUUUCGAAAAACGCGUUUAAACGCACAAUCGGGAACCGCGACUGUGAUCCAUUCACGCUCAUUAAAAAAACGCACGAAAACGUGUUUAUUGGCGUUUUUUGUAACUUUCUGGGCGUCAAAACGGCGGAAAUUCCAGUUUUUGAGCGUUAAAACGUAGUAUUAUUUUAGAACUUAAAAACAAUACGUUUUAACGCUCAAAAACUAGAAUUUUCGUCGUUUUGAUGCCCAAAACAUUACAAAAAACGCCAAUAAACGCGUUUUCGUGUGUUUUUUUAAUGGGCGUGAAUGGAUCACAGUCGCGGUUCCCGAUUGUGCGUUAAAACACGUUUUUCGAAAUUUUUGUCUGACUGGGUGACUGGGAUUUGUUUCUUUUUAGAUUUCUUAAGUGAUUAACAGAUUCGUGAUCAGUGUUACAACUUAGCUGAAAUGCUUUUAAAUCUUCUUUAAUUAUAUCUGAAUCCUGUUUCGAUGUAUCGGAUUGUUCUUGUGAUAAUUUUUUUUAAUUUCAUUAUUCACUUGUUAACGUAAAUUUUGACAUCCUUUAUCAAUUAACUCUUUAUUUAAAAAAACCAAGACAAAAAUUCAAAUUUAUGAGUAGGAAAAAUACUCACAAAUGGCUUUAUCUGGUAAGAAGCCACUUGUUCUAUAACGUUGAGAUACUUGAACAGCAGUAAGUAUAGUUGAAUCAAGAAUUCAAACUAAAUAAAGGAGUAUGAAAACAAGAAAAACAAACUCAUCAUACCAUUAAAAUAUGAUUCAAGAUAAUUUUUAAAAUCAUGUAAAAUUGAAACACAUUCAUUACAUGUUCGUUCUGUAACUAAUAUCCAUUGAAAGCAACUCAUAAGUUCUGAAUUUCACAGGUUGACGAUUAUAUGUCGUAAUGGUCUUGGACUACAAUGGGAUCAUCCAAAAGGUACUGAUUUUGGUACUGGUAUUUAUAUUGUACGUAGUGUUCUUGAUGCAUUAUAUGUUGAUCAAAGAAGUACUUUAGCAAAUUCAUCUAAUUCAAAACAAGAUGAAGAUCAAAAUCGACCAACUUGUAUUGUAUUUCGAUGUCCAAAAGAAGAGUUUGAUACUUAA
This is a messenger RNA of Rotaria sordida, 1097 nucleotides long. The record is from the annotation of a GenBank genome assembly. Lineage: Eukaryota; Metazoa; Rotifera; Eurotatoria; Philodinida; Philodinidae.